AGGUAGAACAUCAUGCGCAUUGUCCAAAAAUGAGUGCUGAUAUAAAAGACGAGGCUUUUUCUCCGAAUCCGGUUGCUCGGUGCGACGGUGAUGCGAAGAAAGAGCCAUAUGUCGUUCUCCUGGAGCAACCUGCUUCGAAGGCGUUGAGAUUCCGAUACAUAUGCGAAGGAAGGUCCGCCGGAAGUCUUCCCGGUGAACGAACGCACGGUACAUACAAAACACACCCCACGAUUCAGGUCAUGGGUUAUCAUGGUCCUGCUGUGGUUGUUGUGUCCUGUGUCACGAAAGAUCCUCCUUUUCGGCCUCAUCCUCACAACCUAGUCGGACGUGAAGGUUGCGACAAAGGCGUGUGUACGAUGUACAUCGACCCAAAUACAAUGAAAUGCCAGUUUCAGAACUUGGGUAUUCAAUGUGUUCGGAAGCGCGACAUAGCUGAAGCCCUUGAUCAAAGACAGCAGAUUAAAGUCGAUCCCUUUCAAACUGGAUUUGAUCAUAAGCAUCAGCCAAACUCAAUCGAUUUGAACUCUCUUCGUCUCUGCUUCCAAGUGUUUAUAGAAGGAGAACAGAAGAAUAAGUAUGUAGUCCCCCUAAAGCCUGUCGUUUCGGAGCCGAUCUACGACCGGAAAGCAGUAAGCGAUCUGAACAUUUGUAAGAUGUCUCACUGUAACGACACUGUUGCUGGUGGACGUGAAGUAAUUCUUCUGUGUGAGAAAGUGGCGAAAGAGAAUAUAUCCGUCCGAUUCUACGAGGAGUCUCCGCAAGGAGAAGUAACGUGGGAAGACUUCGGCAAGUUUCAACCGUCGGAUGUCCACAAGCAAGUCGCCAUCUGCCUCCGCACUCCUCGGUAUCGCACGCUUGACGUGACUGACGUAGUCAAGUGUCGGAUUCAGCUGAUGCGCCCAAGCGACAAAGCGACGAGUGCUCCACGUGCUUUCGAGUACCAUCCUUUGGACCCAGGUACGGCGAAUUCCGUAUGGUCGCAGAAGAAUUCGAAAGCUUCAUACGACUCCUUCCGUCACAUUCUUGCGGCCGAUUCGGGUGCUUUGCUCACGAACAUCCGCGAUGAAUCCAAAAUGCGGAUCCGCGUUUCCAAAGCUUCGCAGACAACCAUGUCCAUUACCACGGACGAGGGAAAUGAUAACUGGAUAGAAAUGAGUGCUCCCGGAAUGCUCGUAGAAGAGAAAUCGCACGUUAUGUUGGGGUAUUUCGAAACUUUGAAAGCGUACGCGAAAGACGCGAAGCUGAAUCUGUCGAAGCACGCGAUAAGUGCGAGUGUGCGCGCGGAGGCGGAAAACAUGCAAAACGGGAAUUACCUUCCGAAUGUCUUCAAAGAAACGGUCGAUGCUUCCACUAAUGUUGACGAGGCUGGGUCGAACUCAAACGGAUUGAGUCCACCUCCGGUUCCGCCGAAGCGGAAGAAAACUCAGAAAACCCAGACUACGUCGUUCGGCACCCCGGAACUGAACGGGAAUUUCUUCCCAGACUCUGUCGACCCCACGUUCGCGAUUUCCUCGAAUUACGAUCACUUGAGCGAGGUGACUGAAUUCGAGUCUGAUCUCCACGAAAAGGCAGCUUUGUACGAAGGUUCUCCUCCGCUUGCGACUAUGUCUGAGCUUGAUGAUCUCGAUGCGUUGUCAUUGUACGCGAAAAUGGACGAAGUCAGCGGGGACUCUAAUACCAAUGAUUGGGGUAGGGCGGACAGCGAGACGCCCGGCAAUAAUUUGGGUAGUGUUACGCCGGACAAAAAUGAGAAUAAUCUCGAAGCUACUCUCAAAAUCGGCCCUGCAUGCUCUCCACUGUACGUUGAUGAUCCAGAUUACAUUCCUUUGCCGGUUCUCGAUCUAUUUGUUUGA
Molecule: messenger RNA, 1853 nt
Organism: Notodromas monacha
Lineage: Eukaryota; Metazoa; Arthropoda; Ostracoda; Podocopida; Cyprididae
Source: the annotation of a GenBank genome assembly